Molecule: messenger RNA, 2641 nt
Organism: Thamnophis sirtalis
Lineage: Eukaryota; Metazoa; Chordata; Lepidosauria; Squamata; Natricidae
Source: RefSeq, a predicted model, not a curated record
CGCUUAACAGGAAGUCAAAAUUCACUUUUUUCGCAAAGGCGUUUCAAAUUCAGCGUGCUUGCAUGCCCGCAUACAAGCUUUGUAACUGAACUUUAAAUGUGAUUGACGUUAUAGAGGAGAGUCCUUUUAGAGUAGUGACAAAGAAGCAGCCUGAGAACGUCUUUUCCGAUUAGCCCAUUGCAUUACAAGGCAAAAAAAAAAGCUGCAGCUCACGAAAACUUGUGCCUUUUAAUGGGCUAGUCAGGAAAGGUGUCCCGAUCCCCCGACUCGAUGUGACGGAGGGAAGGGCAAGGAAACAUUUUAAGUACUCUGAUCUCGGUUGCAGUUGGAAAGCCGGUGUAUAGGGUGCAUGUUUGGAUGGAAAUCUCAGGUUGUGUCUCAUUUAAAACUUUUUCAGUACUUUACUAUCAGAUUUGGACUACCUGCGGGGUGAUCAUAAAUCAUUUUCAGGCCAGCACCGUUGUGUAACCAGAGAAUAAAGCCGCCUGGGCCGAUCCUCAUUGCCUGGGGGCUGAUCCCUUUUCUUCAAAACGUAAAAUCCUGCUGGGCUGGUUAUGGAUUUCACCGCCCCUUCCCGAAAUGCAAAGAAAAAUAUCCCAGUAGAAGAUGAGGUGAAAACCAGUAAAGACUGCCUUACUGACUUGUAUAUUCAACAUGUUAUACCAUUGCCUCAGCGUGAUUUGCCCAAAACCAGAUGGGGGAAACAAAUAGAAAAGCAAAGAGGUCAGCAAGUGUUGAAACAUAGCACCCAAAGCAUUAUGGCAACGGAAAGUCUAAGAAAAAGGCCUCUCAUUGUGUUUGAUGGUAGCUCAACAAGUACAAGUAUUAAAGUGAGGAAGACUGAGAAUGGAGCCGCUGAUGGUUUAAAAUUCCUUUCAUCUGAAAGUACUAAUAUCACUUGUAAAAGACUGCCUGUUCCUUCAAAUUCGACAUUGUGCAUAUCUGCUUCCACUUUCUCAUUGGAUGUUAAGAGGGAAUCUAGGAAUAAUGAGGGUAAAAAGAACAAUAUUGUAGUUAAUAUGUCACCUGGUCAAAAGCCGUCAGCUUUAGAGCCUCUUACAGGAACUACUGCUGUGAAAUAUAAGAGAGCUGCUCCAAAAGAAGAAUUGGAUUCAUCAAAGCCUCCUGAAGCAAAAAAGAAGAUCCAGCAUGUAACAUGGCCAUGAACCCAUGAGAGUUAGAAAUGCAAAUGAUGCUGAGUCUUCAUUUCAGGACAGAAGAAUUGUACUAACCAGAGAUGCAGAUUGCAGUGGUAGUUGCUUAGAACUUCAUGGUAUAAAGAAAGCACUACAUGUUCACCAUCAACCUGAGAAUCUUUAUCUUGCACUUUGAAUUUACUCCCCAUUUUAGAAGUUAAUUUUGGUAGAACAAAAUUGUUUUACCAGCCUUUCUUCUACAUUUUUAACUCUAGUCUAUCCAUCAAGUCUUUGCAUGAUUUGAUAUAGAAAGUUUCUAACUAUUCUAUUCAGUUGUACAAUAGUAUAUUUUUUAACACAUACUAUAUAUUUAAAUAGUAUGGAAGACUGUUUCCCUAUUCUGCUGAUUUUACUAGGAUAUUUCCACAUAAUAGUUCUGUUGAAAGGCCCAGAAAAACAAUUUCUCAUUUUUAGGUGCCAAUAUUAUUUUUUGAGAAACUAUUUGGGUCCUUUCCAGUUUUCUUUAUGUGAAAUCCUGAACUCUCUAUACUGGUUUUGCUUCAAAUUGAAGUUUUUGCUAAAAUGGAAGAUCAAAUGGAUUUCUCUUGUCUUUAGAGAUACAUAGUCAGAAGCCCCUACCCUCAAGAUUGUGUGUUGGGAAAAAAAACUGUGUGAAGCAGAACUGCAUUUUUAUACAGUAUGUGAUUCGUGUUUUAUACUAGCAUUUUUAAGGAAAGCUUAUUUAACUACAAUUAAAUAAUGCCUGACAAAAUUGAGAUGGAAAAUAAUGCUUGCUCUAUUUAUUUAUGCAGCUAGAAAAGAGAUGAACUAAGUGGAAGUUUGCAGGGAUGAAAGUUUUGUCUGUGAAUAAAUUGUUUGAAACUUAUUGUAUUUUUUUCUUAUACGAGGUAAAAAAAACAUCCCGGGGUUUAAAAAUAUUAGAAUCACAUUUGUAUGCGCAAUGUAGUUGUACAUCAUUAAUGAAAUUGCAUUAGUUAAAGGCUCUGAAGAAGCUGGAAGCAUCUUAGUGAUACAGAUAAUUUAGUUUCAAAACUUUAAAAUUUUAGCAGCUUCUUCACAAUGAACACAAAACAGAAGUAAAAUGAGAUAUAAUUGUUGUAAAAAUUGCUCGUUUUUGGGAAGAAAAAAACCAAUUACCACACUGAGUUGUGUUAUCAGUGGUAGAUAAAAGACCUCACUUCUGAACAUUUAUAAGAUUUAGCCCACAGUCCUAUAUGCUACUGUUUCAUAGUAAAUUUUAUUUAACUUAUGUUUAACUAUUGACUCUGAUUGCAUUAAGUGACAUAAUUUCCAUUGCAUCCAUUGUGCCCUAAAACAUCACAGAGCACUUCAGAAUAUAAAGAAUGGUGUAUUGAAGUGUAGUUGAAUUCAAACAAUUGUACAAGUUUUCUACUUGAGUACUGUAUACAAUUUAAUUUUGUGUUUUUGUAUUUGAAUUGCUGUCCUUUUAUUAGCUCAUCUAAAUUAAAUUAAUUUAAGUGUGA